AUGAAGCACGUCGAUGUCACUGGAACACGAGACAUGGGAUCCGCACCUUUACCAACAAUUCUGCGGGUAUUAAUACCAUACGCUAGCAACAUUAACAACAACAUCACUGCUUAUAAUGGCGGUAUCCUUCCGACGCCUCGGCCAUCGUUGACGGCAAAUUUGUUGGGAGGCUCCACUGGUAGUAGUAACGGUAACAGCAACAGCGGUAGCUCCUCAAACAGUUGUUUGCUAGUGAAGCCGACGUUGGACCCGUCUCUAGUCCGUUUGUGUCCAGAGGAAUGCUGGGUGCCUGACGCGCAGGUGGUGACGUGCAUGGGGCACGGAUGUGACGUUUCCUUCUCACUGUUUAACAGGAAGCAUCACUGCCGUCUCUGUGGGCGCCUCUUCUGUGCAGCGUGUUGUUCGCACGCCAUCACGCUCCGCAAUCACCACAGUACCCCGCGCGCGUAUCGCACCUCCUCUUGGACGGAGGGUGUGGAGUUCACUGCGUCCCCCCUAGCUGGGCUGAAUCUCGCCGGUGACACACCUGCGGGAGGGGACCCCAGCAGUUCGGGCUCUUUCCGCCUGUGCCAGUCUUAUUCCCGACCUCCUUCACCAUUGCUAGGGGCAUCACCCACGACGCAUCGUAUUUGCUCUGCGUGCUACUACGAAAUCCAGCUUGUUGUGCCGCGUCGUGAUGGGAGUGGAGAGGUGCGGCGGAGGUGCCGUGGCGAACUAAAAAUGUGUCAGUGGUCGCUUCUUGUCAGGGUGCUCUCGUACUUGAGCAUGCAUGACCUGCUGGAGGCCUCGCGUGUGUCCGCUGACUUUUACUUCAUGUCGAGAGACAACGUGAUUUGGUACCAGUAUAAUAUGACCCAGCGACAACAGGAGGAGAUGCAGCUGAGGAUCCCAAUGAGGCAGCAGAGUUCCACACUUUCGCUCCGCAUGCGCUUUCUUCAGCGGCAGAAGGAACCUCUGCAGACGUUUAGGACCGACUUUGGCAACGCGUUUUUGACUGACGCCUCAGAGCGUGUCAUUUCGCUGCAUGCGCGGUACAACUUUACUCAGUUUCUGGACUUUGUUCGCCGAAAGGAGAUGGCGCGAUGUCGCGGGCUCUCCUCCUUCUCCGCCGCUGCCCGCACUCUUUUUUCUAGCCCUCUGAAGAUUGCCAUCAUUGGCUCCGCGGGCGUUGGAAAAACACUUUUGGUGAGACACUUUGUUGGGUCGCAGGAGAGUGGCGGGAAACUGCUGCCGACGACGGGGUUUGUGCGCUACGAGAAGAUGGUGCGCCUGACGGGCAGUGCGACGGCGCACGUUAUGCUUCACAUCUACGACACGUCGGGCGAACCACGAUUUGAGGAGCUGCGGCGGUUUAUUUGUUCUAACUGCCACGCGGUAGGUCUCUGUUACGACCCGUGCCGCAAAGUUACCCUUGUGGAGGCGGCGGAUGUGAUGAUGGGGGUUGAGGGCGCCCUUGGACCGCAGCCCGUCGUGGUGUGCGGUAUCCUGCGUCCUGCCGAGUCUGUGACGCGAGAGACGGACGUGCCGGAGGUGACGAACGUUGACGCGAGUGGCGUCACCGUGCGGGGACGAGGCACCCUGCAGUGCACGUGGAACAACUGUAACGCUUUUUUUCAGCAACUGGUGCAGUCGCUACUAGAUCGCCUCGCCAUGGCGACAGCACCGCAGUCGGUUGUCACGGCAGCAUCCACCACACGUUCGGCGAACGAUGAAAAGGAGGCCCUCAUGAAUCGCAGCGUUGCGCAGGAGUUGCUACGAAUUGCUCUGGAUCCCUCACCCAUUGACGUGCUGAUGGACAAGAAUUAG
Messenger RNA from Trypanosoma rangeli, 1806 nucleotides. Its product is annotated as putative small GTP-binding protein Rab7. The record is from RefSeq and is a predicted model, not a curated record. Bases 1 to 1806 code for a protein of 601 amino acids. The transcript has a single exon. Gene Ontology annotation, molecular function: metal ion binding; protein binding; GTPase activity. NCBI's taxonomy places the organism in Eukaryota, Euglenozoa, Kinetoplastea, Trypanosomatida, Trypanosomatidae.